AUGACGGUCAACUUUUUCACGACGUUAUCGAGCGACUUCUCAAAAUUACUUGACAUAACGGACUUUCGUGAUUCCAUUAUACAAGUCGGGGAUCACAAUAAUACUAAAUCUUUUGAAGCUCAUUCGAUAAUAUUAUUUGGAAGGUGUGAUUACUUUAGGGCGGCGUUAUCGCAUGGUUGGACGAAGAAGGUCGAUGAUAAAUUUCAUUUUAACCUAGUGGACUUGAAUAUAACUCAUGACGCAUUUGGCGUUAUACUCAAGUAUAUGUAUAGUGGAACGUUUUUCCUGGAACAUGAUAAUGACUUGAACAUGUUAUUACAACUUUUAAUAGCAACGGACAUUUUGCUUCUCAAGGAGUUAUUCGAUUUCAUCGAGGAACAAAUAAUUAAUCACAAAUCGAUGUGGAUAAAAAGUGAUUUCAACUCAAUUCUACAGAUGAUGCUUCAGGUCCCAGCUGCAUCAAAGUUAAAUUUAUGUUGCCAAGAAAUAAUUGCAGAUCAACCAUCAUUAUUUUUUGAAUCACCAGAGUUUCUCCAUACUGAGGAGGACGUGCUUAUACACGUGUUGGAAUCGGAAGCGCUUGGAAUGGAAGAAAUUAGAAUUUGGGAACGUGUCAUUGAUUGGGGUAUUUCCAAUACCCCGUCUCUUAACCAGACAUCAGUGUCAAAUUUCUCGACGAAACAAUUUAAAGCUUUACAAUCAACCUUGGAAAACAUUUUACCAUUGAUUAGAUUCUUUAGCAUUUCUCCGAAGGACUUGGAACAAAAAGUUGGACCAUUUCGACAAAUAUUACCUCGCAAAGAUCUUAUGGAUCAAAUUCACUUUUACUAUGAUAUUUCUAAUUUUCGACCUUCAACUUGUGUCAUCUUACCACCACAUAGUCCAUCUCUCGAUUCAACAUUGAUCAAUCGUGAGAUGGCCGGAUUGAUAGCAACGUGGAUCGAUAAAAGAGACUUAUUGCCGGACGAUGGUGAAUGUGGUGGGGAUGUAAAUAAGGAACCUUAUAACGGGAUAAAUAUGCCAUAUAACUUUAAAUUACUAUAUCGGCAUAGACCUCAUGGUCCGCCACCGAGCAUAAUUCAUCAUAAUGGCGCGACCAUCAUAGUGAUGAGGAUGAAAUACACAGGAGGCUUGAUCGGAGGAUAUAAUCCAGUCGAUUGGUCUUCGUAUCGUAAUUCAUCGUCUAGAAAAGAUGGUGGAAUUGAAUAUUUUGAUACUGAAGAGAGCUUUCUAUUUUCAUUUACUAGCAACGAUAAGUGUGAGACAAAGGUGCUCGUGGAAGAUAGGUCGACCCAACAAGCUACUAACCAAAAUCAGAUUCCACCACCAAUUCGUGCCACUAUCCAAUAUUACGCAAGUGAUGGUUCAUUUCUCCCAGCCACUAAUACAGUUACACAAAGUAGCAAUAGUUAUCGUAGGGACAAUAACAAUACCAAGUAUAAUGCAACAUUAAGUCGGGUGAAAAAAGGUUGUUCUGAAUCUGCAGUCGGAUUUGGCUGCCGGGGACCUAUUUUUGGCCAGACAGAUUUAUGUAUACAUCACAGGCCGGGUAGAAGGUAUGCUGGUACGAUUGGUUUAGAUGGUAAAUGGUAUGGUAGACCAAAAGAUCCCGAUCGAUUAACUGUCACACUAGAACAGAAAACUUACGAGAAGUCAAUACUGGGAAAAUCAUGUUGUGAUCACGAAAAGAUGGACAUUGAAAUUUCUGAAAUGGAAGUGUUUCAGAUAGUUAGAAAAUCACAAUAUUAG
Acaulospora morrowiae is the source of this 1749-nucleotide messenger RNA. Lineage: Eukaryota; Fungi; Glomeromycota; Glomeromycetes; Diversisporales; Acaulosporaceae. The record is from the annotation of a GenBank genome assembly.